Molecule: messenger RNA, 687 nt
Organism: Sporisorium graminicola
Lineage: Eukaryota; Fungi; Basidiomycota; Ustilaginomycetes; Ustilaginales; Ustilaginaceae
Exons: 1
Coding region: 1-687 (228 amino acids)
Biological process (GO): protein ubiquitination; modification-dependent protein catabolic process
Cellular component (GO): cytoplasm; nucleus
Molecular function (GO): protein tag activity; ubiquitin protein ligase binding; zinc ion binding
Source: RefSeq, a predicted model, not a curated record
AUGCAGAUUUUUGUCAAGACCCUCACUGGCAAGACCAUCACCCUCGAGGUCGAGUCCUCGGACACCAUCGACAACGUUAAGGCGAAAAUCCAGGACAAGGAGGGUAUCCCUCCUGACCAGCAGAGACUUAUUUUUGCGGGAAAGCAGCUCGAGGACGGGCGCACCCUAUCUGAUUACAACAUUCAGAAGGAGUCGACUCUGCACCUUGUCCUCCGCCUCCGUGGUGGUAUGCAGAUCUUUGUCAAGACCUUGACAGGCAAGACCAUUACGCUCGAAGUCGAGUCCUCGGACACCAUCGACAAUGUCAAGGCCAAGAUUCAGGACAAGGAAGGCAUUCCACCUGAUCAGCAGCGUCUCAUCUUUGCUGGCAAGCAGCUUGAAGACGGCCGUACCCUUUCGGAUUACAACAUCCAGAAGGAGUCGACGCUUCACUUGGUGCUCCGUCUCCGUGGGGGUGCCAAGAAGCGCUGUCAGAACGGCGCGGGCACCGAAAGCCAGUGCAAGGAUGCCGCCAUCAACCUCGUCGGCGAAUGCCCGCAUUGCAGCUUGAAGUUCUGCGGCAAGCACCGCUUGCCCGAACAGCACAAGUGCGCACAGGUGGAGCAGGUCCGCAACGCUGCCUUUGCGGCUAACAAGGCAAAGCUGGAGAGCGAACGUACCCAGGCUACUCGUGGUCUCGCCCACUAA